Messenger RNA from Arabidopsis lyrata subsp. lyrata, 1618 nucleotides. RefSeq names its product cyclin-D2-1. NCBI's taxonomy places the organism in Eukaryota, Viridiplantae, Streptophyta, Magnoliopsida, Brassicales, Brassicaceae. Gene Ontology annotation, cellular component: cytoplasm; cyclin-dependent protein kinase holoenzyme complex; nucleus. Gene Ontology annotation, molecular function: cyclin-dependent protein serine/threonine kinase regulator activity. Bases 279 to 1355 code for a protein of 358 amino acids. The record is from RefSeq and is a predicted model, not a curated record. The transcript has 6 exons. Gene Ontology annotation, biological process: regulation of cyclin-dependent protein serine/threonine kinase activity; mitotic cell cycle phase transition.
UAUUUCCAUUUGAGUCUGUGGAGUGGUCGCUCCCCUCUCUACCCUAAACACACUCACCCACUUUCCUCUGUAUAAGCCCCUCUCUCUCCUCUCUCUUCUCUCCUGCCAUGAAAAUCGCAGUUCCUCGAGACAAAACCUCCUCAGAAAUCUCCCAUCUCUGAUGACUUUUGCUUCCUUAGUUUUCACUUUACUGUCCGAACGCUCUCAAGAACUUUGAGACACCCCAAUAAACGAUUAAAGAGACUAUCAAUAAUACAGAUAAAAACCAAACCAAACCCAUGGCCGAGAAUCUUGCUUGUGGUGAAACCACCGAGUCAUGGAUCAUUGACAACGACGACGAUGAUAUCAACUAUGGCGGCGGAUUUACGAACGAGAUUGAUUACAGUCAUCAACUUUUUACUAAAGACGACAACUUUGGCGGCAACGGAUCAAUUCCGAUGAUGGGUUCUUCUUCUUCAUCGUCCUUGAGUGAAGACAGAAUCAGAGAGAUGUUGGAGAGAGAGAUUGAGUUCUGCCCUGGAACUGAUUAUGUUAAGAGAUUGCUUUCUGGUGAUUUGGAUUUGUCUGUUAGAAACCAAGCUCUUGAUUGGAUUUUAAAGGUUUGUGCUCAUUACCAUUUUGGAGCUCUGUGCAUAUGUCUAUCCAUGAACUAUUUGGAUCGGUUCUUAACGUCCUAUGAAUUGCCGAAAGACAAGGAUUGGGCUGUUCAGUUGCUAGCUGUCUCUUGCUUAUCAUUAGCAGCCAAAAUGGAAGAAACUGAUGUGCCUCAAAUUGUUGAUUUACAGGUGGAGGAUCCCAAGUUUGUUUUUGAGGCCAAAACAAUAAAAAGGAUGGAGCUUUUGGUUCUCAACACAUUGAACUGGAGAUUGCAAGCUCUAACUCCAUUCUCCUUCAUUGAUUAUUUCGUCGACAAGAUUAGUGGUCAUGUGUCAGAGAAUUUGAUCUAUAGAUCGUCGCGAUUCAUCUUAAACACCACCAAAGCAAUUGAAUUCUUAGAAUUCAGGCCUUCUGAGAUAGCUGCAGCAGCAGCAGUGUCUGUCUCCAUUUCAGGAGAAACAGAAUGCAUUGAUGACGAAAAGGCGAUGUCUAAUCUCCUAUAUGUAAAACAGGAGAGAGUGAAGAGAUGUUUGAAUCUGAUGAGAACUCUCACAGGGGAGAAUGUGCCGGGAACUAGUUUAUCGCAGGAGCAGCCGCGAUUAGCAGUAAGAGUGGUACCGGCAAGUCCAAUUGGAGUGUUGGAAGCAACAUGUUUGAGCUAUAAGAGUGAAGAGAGAACAGUUGAGUCAUGUACAAAUUCCUCACAGAGUAGUCCAGACAACAACAACAAUAGCAACAAGAGGAGGAGAAAACAAUGAGAGAGAAUAAAAGAGUCAUACAUUUCUUUUACAAAUCAAAUCCACAAGGACUCAUGACAUUUGAGGUUCUUAUUUUAUUUUUGUUUUGUUCCUUUUUUUCUACAGAAAAUUUCUUUUCUCUCUUUGAUUUCUCAUUUUCAAUCUAAAAAUUGGAUUGGAAAUGAGAGUUUUGUGAGAGAGGAAAAAAGAAAAUAAGAGAGAGAGAGAGAGCUCUUACAUAAAGGCGGCAAAAUUAAUAAGUCAUUAUUGAUGAUGAUGAGAGA